CGCGCACACCGACCGCCUGCGCCGAGACCACGAGGCGCUGGAGCUGCUGUGCCGGGAGACGUACGGGCUGUACGCGGAGCUGCUGCACCGCAUCGACUCGCUGCCGCGCUGCCCGGACGACCUGCGCGCCCAGCGCCGCUUCAUGGACUUCGCCUGCCGCUCGUUCGCCUCGCGGCUGGAGCGCCGCCGCAACGUCCUCAUCACCGCCCAGAGGUUCUCCAGGCUCGCCGGCGAGUACCUGGAGCGAUCAGAUGAGCUGCUGAUAUCGCUGGAGCGCAAUGACACGGAGCUGGAGCGCCGCCUGGAGCAGGCUGAGGAGGCGCUGCGCCAGCUGCACGAGGACAGCGAGGCCCUGGGUGAGGUGGAGCGGGAGUGCGUGCGCGAGGGCGAGCGGCUGUCGGACCUGCUGGUGAUGCCGGUGAAGGACGCGCUGGGCCGCCACCUGGCGGUGGAGCGCGCGGCCGACACAGCGCGCGCGCAGCGGCUGCUGCAGCAGGUGUGCGCGCGCGCGGCCGCGCUGCGCGAGCGCGUGGCGCGCCACCGCCUGCUGCUGCGCCAGGCGGCGCUGGUGCGCUGCUACGAGGCGGACGCGGCGCAGGCGGCGGCCUGGCUGCGCCAGCUGGGCGCCGCCAUGCGCGACCAGGUCGGCUGCUCCGUCGCCGAGAUCCAGCGCCAGAAGGAGCAGCACCAGGACUUCCAGCACACGGCCAAGGGCUCGUACGAGUACGGCCGGCAGCUGGUGCAGGCGGCGCUGGCGCUGCGCCAGUGCUGCCGCCUGGCGACGGCGCCCAACGAGCAGCUGAGCGGCGCGCUGGACGCGGCGUGGCGCCGCCUCGACGCCGCCGCCCAGGAGCACGUGACGCGCCUGCGCGUCUCCGCCGUCUUCCACCGCAGCGUCGACCAGCACUGCGAGCAGCUGAGGGAGCUGAUCGCAGAGGCGUCCGGCGCGGCGCCGGCUGCCCAGGAGGAGGCGGCGGGGGCGUGCCGGAGGGCGCGGGCCCAGCGGCUGCUGGCGGCGCGCGAGAAGCUGUUGCUGGAGGUGGGCCGCAUGGUGCGGCUGGGCCGCCUGCUCAGGACCAGGCUGCGAGAGCCGCUGGCCGCCAGCGACAGGGAGGAUGAAGAGGACGAGGAGCAGCGGCAGCAGCAGGAGGGCCCCGGCGGCAACGCGACCGCCGUCGACGCCAUCUCGGAGCGCCUCGCCGAGGUGGCCGAGCUGGCCGAGCGGCUGGACGCCGCGCUCUGCGCCGGCGACGUCAGCGUGCGACGCGUGCUCGACUCCGAGAACUGGGGCUCGGGCGCGAAGCCUGGCGACGGCGACGCGGGCGGCGGCGGCGGCGCGGCCGGCGAGCGCUCGGACGAUGACUUCCUGACGGCCUCGGAGUGCACGUGCACGCGCAGCUCGUCCUUCCACACGGCGUCCGAGUGCGCCAGCGGCGGCGGCGCGGCCUCGCCCUCCUCCUGGUGGGAGGAGGACCAGUCCGAGGAGCAGUCGCAGCCGCAACAGCUGGUCACCACCUCUGUAGAGGAAAGACAAGGAGUCAUUGUCCAUGAAGUGACAGAGACUAGAACACUGAAGCUCUCUCAUAGUCCGUCCUUUGGAAUAACAUCGUAUCAUAUGACCCACGAGAUAACUGAUAGUGCAGAACCAAAAGCAGAAAAAGGGGCUGCUUCUAUUUCUAAGGAGACUCACGAUAGUGCUCCAGCUCUUGAUAUACGACAGAAAAAACAAGAUUUCGAGGAAAACACUGAAGAGGAAAUUAAACUGGAAGAUGGUCUCAAAGAGAGCGGAGAAUGGCUGCAGCUGAAGCUGCUGGAGGCGGCGCCGGACCUGACCAAGCUGGGCGCCGACCUGCGCGAGGCCGAGGAGCUGCGGGCGGCGCACGCCGAGGUCCUGCGCCAGCUGCAGAGCAAGCAGAGCCCGGUGGAGGAGCUGCUGCGGCAGGCGGACCAGGUGAUCAGCACGCAGCGGCCGCGCGCAGAGGUGUACGCCGCCAUGGCGCAGUCCCUGGGCCGCGCCUGGGCAGACGUCAACGCCCACCUCGACCUGCGCCGCCAGCUGCUCGACCUCAACGUCAGCUACCACAGGCAUGCAGCAUCGUGCUCGGAGGCAAUGCGGGUCCUAGAAGUGGCGUGCGACGAGGCUUCAGGGCUGCCGACAGACGCAGAGUCGGCCAAGGAGGCGCUGUCUGCAUUGCACGAGGCGCGCCGCGUUUCCCUGGAGUCGCUGAUGCCCGCCUUGCAGGAUGGCCGUGCGCUGCUCGACAAGUUGCGCGAGUUGGUAGCUCUCGGCACUCUCGAUUCGCGGCCGAAUGCCAUCCGGGUCGCCGCCAGCUACGCAAACUCACAGGUGGAGCACUGGAUGGAGGCAUUACACGAUCGGCGGCAGCAGCUGGAACUGGCAUUCUCUCGGCGGCGCGAGCGCCUCGAGCAGUGCCUGGCUCUCAUGCUCGUCGCCCGAGACCUGCGUGCUCUCGAGGACGCUGUGGACAGGCGGCGUCACGAACUCGCUGACGUGCUCGGUGACUCCGCUGCCAGUGCUGAGAUACUGCUUGCAGAGCACCGUCGCCUGUUGCCAGAAGCCAAGGAGUUUCAGGAUCGUGGUGUGAAAAUAACUAAAGCAACAGAGCAGCUUGUUUCCUCUGACCAUUUUGCUGCUGAGGAAGCAGUAGCACAAGCUUACAAAGUUCUCCAGCAGUGUGCUGAAUAUUCUGAAGCUCUUGACAACAGAGAGAAUCUACUCCAAAGGGCAAUCAGCUUCUUCCGCACUGCACACACCGCAAUGCAAAAACUCGACCAGCUGGAACAGCAGCUGAAGAUGAAUGAACUGCCUGUCACUUCUCCUCAGCUGGCAAAAAUGCAUGCAGCAGCUGUACAGACUAUAGAAGAUGUAACAGAUGGACCUCUAAAAGAAGGUUACGCCCUUCUUGAUGCAGCUGGUCACAGUAUGCCUGGAUCGGAGGGAAUUAAAAGAGCAGUGGAAGAACUGGAAAAUCGAAAAAUUUCUCUUAAUGGAUUGUGCAUAGCUCACAAAGAAGAACAUCUUAGAGUGUCUCUAGCUAUGCAAACGUACAAAGAAAAAGAAGAGGAGAUUUUCUCCUGGAUUGUGCAAAUUGCUGAAGCAUUCCUGCAAGGUCACCAGGACAUGGGCAGCGUUCUGGCAAUGGCACAAGACUUCCUCCAGUUGCAUCAGCAGCUAUUGGGGGAUGUACAGGAGAAAGGUAAUGAAAUCAACAAUCUGCUGCUAACACUCCCACCUAUUCUGGAGGUUGCAACAGAUGAAGAACGUGCCAAGAUUGAUGAAAAAGUGGAAGCAUUACAUAAUCUGUGGCUGAAUCUGAAGAAUGUUGUUGAAGCACGUAUAUAUCUAGCACAGAUAUAUGUCAAGUUCCAUACAGUUGCUGUUGAUCUUGCUAAUGAAUUUGAUGCUCUUGAUGAUGAACUCAAGAAAAGUUCAGAAAAAAUAUCAGAUGAAACAAUCAGAAAUGUAGAACAAAAGUGGCUCUACAUUCAGCAGUUAUAUACACAGCUCCAAAGUAUAGGCAAUAGUGUGAAGGAUGAAUGUUCAAAGAUUGGAGACCCGUAUCUAGACACAAAACGUGCAGCACUAUGUGUGGACACAUUGCUGGAGCACUUUGGCGGCCGUCAGCUGACACUGACGCAGAGCUGGCAGACGUGGCAGAGCAGUGUGACAGUGGAACGUGAGACACAGAUUCUGUGGGAGAGGAGUGUUAUUGACUGUUCAAAGACUUAUGAUUGGGCAUCCAAACUAGAUGGCCACUUAUACCCUGUCAUGACAAGUGAAAGCUCAUCAUCAAAAGUGAUAGUACGAGAAUUAGAAGACAAACUGCAAACAGUGCUGCCUGAACUAAAAAAAGCACAAACUGAAAUUGAACUAAGGGUGAAGACAGCUGAAAAUCUUGUCUUAAAAGGAGAGUCACAGGGCCAGAAAGAAGAAAUGACUGCUAAGCUCAUAGAUCUACAUGGGAAACUCCAGGUUAUUGCUACAGAUUAUCAGAUAUUACUACAAAUGCUUAUCGCAUUCUUCAAGAAUCUGGCGGAGCUGGAGAAGACAAUAGAGAACCUGGAAUCGCAGUACAGACACACACGCCUACCAAGUUCUGUGUCUGACAUUGAGCUAUUGUUGAAAGAACAUGAGGCAUCUCGGCAAGCUGUCCUUGAACUUUUUAAAUUCACACAGAAUGAAAAGGAACAAAUAGUCAUUAGAAUCAAGCAACAGGAACCAGAUACAGCUGCUAAGCAUGAUAUUGACAGUCUGACAAGACUAUUGGAAAUAAAACGGAUAGCAUGGGAAUCUGCAUGGACAGAUCGAAAACUGCAGAUUGAGCAACAUCGUCAACUUUGUCAGUUUGAUAGUGAUUUACAUCAAAUUAAUGCAACCUUAAAUGAUCUCAGCAGACAGUUGGAUGCUAUAAAGGGACAAUAUGGAGAAUCUCUUGUCAGUGCUAAAGCCACAUCACAGGCAUUUGUUUAUUUUGAAAAAACUAUUGAGCUCCUGGAAGUCCGCAUACAGACUUUUGUAAGCACAGCAGAAAAUAUGCUUUCUACAGAACAUGUACCAUCACCACAUGUAGAACAUGAGCUGAAGCAGCUACAGUCCCGUUGGCAGCAAUUCCACAAUCAAGUAGUUGAGAGCAGGCGGCUUAUUGAUCUCAGUAUGCAGUAUUUCACACUAGUGGAAGAGGCAGAGGAGUGGUUCCGAGAGGGAAGUAAACUGCUUGUAACAAUUGCCAGGAAAUCAACAUCUGUGAAGAAACCAGAUGAGGCCACACAACUGCUUGCAGAAGUAGAUACCUUCCUAAAACCUGGAGAACUUAGACAAGAUGAGAGGAUAAGGAAAAUUUCAACGCUUGCUAUUGAACUUUAUGGUGAAGAACGUUCAAAGCAGGUCUCUCUUGUACUCAGUGAGAACAAAGAAAUGUUAGACUCAUUCACUGUCAUCAGUGAAGAACUUAAUACGCUUGCAAGGAAUCUCAAAGCUGCAGAAGAACAAAGAGAAAAACAAAGAGAGGAGCAACAGGCUGUGGAGGCAAGCUUAGCAGCUGCUCGAGCAGAGGCGGCAGCUGCACAGGCAGCGGCAGCAGCUGCAGAGGAAGCACGCAGAGCUGCGGAGUCUGCUGCGAAGCUGCUUAAGGAGACAUCUGUCACUGUGCACAAGGUUGAUGUCGAGAUGCAGGUUGCUAUGCCAGAGACAAAACAACUGGAGAGACCACAGAAGUCACCAAGUCCACCACUCAAAAAGGCAAAAAUUGUUACUGCAUCACCCAAAAAUGUUGGUCCUGUGUUUUCUGUGCCUUUGAAUGAUGCUGUAAUACAAGAGGGUGAAAAGUUUACAUUUCGUUGUUGUGUAACAGGUACACCAAUGCCAGAAGUGAUUUGGUAUAAAGAUGGAAUAUCAAUUCAGAAUAACCCAGAUUAUCAGACCACAUUUAAAGAUGGAAACUGUUCACUAACUAUAGAAGAAACGUUUACAGAAGAUUCAGCCAAGUUCACUUGUAAAGCAACAAAUGCAGCAGGGACAGCAGAGACCAGUGCAACACUGUCAGUAAAAGAAGCCGAACCUGAGGAGCAGUUGUCUCCACCACAUUUCACACAGCCACUGCAAAACAGCUCUGCUCGUGAAGGAUCUUCUCAUGAACUACGCUGCCAUGUUGAAGGCAUUCCAUUGCCAACUGUACAGUGGUUCAAGGAUGGAACAUGUGUUGAUGCUUCUCCAGAUUACGUCAUAACAUUCAAUAAUGGAGAAGCGUUACUGCGAUUUGAGGAAGUUUUUCUAGAAGAUCAAGCUGAAUACAGUUGCCGUGCCACUAACCCACUUGGUUCUGAUAGCUGCUGUGCUCGUCUCACUGUGGAACCUCUUGAACCUACAGAAACCCCUGCUUUCAUUGUGCCAUUAACAAAUGUUAUGGCUAGGGCUGGACAGAAGAUAAAACUGGAAUGUGAAGUUACUGGACUCCCCUCACCACAGAUUAGUUGGUCUCAUAAUAAUAAGCCUGUAAAAGAAACUAGGGACUUAAAAGUGCAGUAUGAAAACAACAAAGCAACACUGGUCAUAACAGAAGCUUUUCCAAAAGAUGCUGGUAUUUAUGUAGUGACGGCCAAGAAUAUAGCAGGUGAGGCAUCAAGUUCUUGCAAUGUAUCUGUAAAAGGACGACUACCAACUGAAACAUCAGACUCUGAGCUUGCAAGUGACAUGGAACCAACUAAGCCAUCCAUCCAGGUGCCCCUGAAAGACAUUAUUGUAUUUGAAGGAAAACGAGCAAGACUGGACUGUGUGAUAGUGGGACAACCAGAACCAGAGGUGAUUUGGUAUCAUGACGACCGACCAGUAAAAGAAUCAACAGAUAUUCAGCUACUCUUCCAAGGUGAUCGCUGUUCAUUAAUCAUUCAGGAGGCCUAUUUGGAUGAUGCUGGGGAGUAUAAAGUAGUGGCAAUCAACUCUGCAGGAGAAGCUAACAGCAAAUGCAGUCUUUCUGUCAAAUCUCUGGCUGAUACAGAACCAAAAAUUCAGCCAAAGCCACCAGAGGUGACAGAAGAGGCUUCAGGCAAAGCUCCAAAAUUCACUAAGCUACUUGCAGAUGUCAUGGUCAGUGAGACAGAAUCUGCAGUCCUAGACUGUUGUGUGGAAGGAGAUCCAUUACCUGAAAUAAAGUGGUUCCUCAACAAUUGUGAGAUAAAGCCAGAUGCUCACAGAGUGUUUCAGCAUGACAAAGAUGGAAAUGUAAGCCUGACUAUUAAAUCUACAUCUCCUGAGGACAAAGGAGUUUAUACAGUGAAGGCCACCAAUAAAAAUGGAGAAGCAAAAUGCUUCUCAAACCUCAUAAUUAAAUCCUCUGGAAUAACGGAAGUGAGAAGCAAAGUGGAUAAACAAGUUUUCCCUGCGUUCAAGGAAUUAUUUGCAGACAGGACAGCUUAUGCUGGAGAUUCAACUAAGUUUGAGUGUAUAGUCACUGGUAAACCUACUCCAAAGGUCAAAUGGUAUUUCAAUGAUGAACCCGUAUCUGGAAAGGAUUUUCUGGUCUCAACAAGUGGCGAGCGUCAGGUGCUAACAAUUCCUUGUGUGGCAAACAGUCAUGCUGGCAAAGUGGCUUGUGUUGCAGAAAAUGAAGUGGGAAAAGCAACCUGUCUGGCUUUACUCACCGUACAAGAUCCGCCUACUCUGCCUUCGCUGCUGAACAGCAACAUUUCAGAGCAAAUAGAAUCUUCAUCUUUCAGUGUGAAGAGAUCUGUAUUUAUGCAAUCAUCUACAAGUCAAGUGACAUCAUCAACUUUGACUACAGGCACAGAGCCGAAAGUAGAAGUGCACAGUUAUUCUUCUGAGUCACAGGAGUCUUUCAAGCAAUCUGGUGGCAAACCUCCAGUUCAGGUUGAAAGUCACAAAACAGUGGAAGUACAUCAAGUGGAUAAAGAUAAGCCUGAUAUUCACCAAACAUCCUUCUUGAAGGUAUCAAAUGCCGCAGAGGAAAGCCAAGAGAGCUCAACAUCAAGCUACUCAACUCCAGUGGCUUCUCCGAAACCAGUCAGGAAAUCAGUUGGUCCCCGAUUUAUCAGUCCACUCAAUGGAGUGAUUGUUGAUCAAGGAGCAGAUGUUGUUUUGGAGGGUAUUAUUGAUGGUUAUCCACAACCGGAGGUGAGCUGGACAAAGAACGGUCAGCCACUUAUAGCCAAGGAAGGUUCUGUAAAUAUAUCUUGGAAACUUAAUAAAGCUCGUGUAGAACUCAAGAAUGUUGUUGUGAAGGAUGCUGGCAGGUAUACCUGCACUGCCUCAAAUAAGGCUGGCUCUGCCAGCAGUACAGCUGAUGUUGUUGUUAAAAAAACUGUCUUCCCUCCUGUGUUUGGUCGACGUUUGCAAGCCCAGGUGGUCAAAGUUGGCGACAGAGUGGUAAUGGAAGUUGAAGUAACAGGGACUCCAGAACCAGUGAUUACUUGGAUGAAAGAUGGAGAAAUAAUAAAGUCUGGAGAUCAAUAUCGGCUCAAGUCACAAGGCAACUGCCACUCUCUUAUAAUCGAGAAAGUGUCACUACCUUAUUCUGGUAAAUACACAGUCAAGGCAAAAAAUUCUGGAGGUGAGGCACAAUGCAUCGCAGACUUUGUUGUUUAUCAGCCUGAACCAACUACUGAAGUGGUCAAAAAUGUUAUAUUUGAAGACAUCGUUCAAUCAGAAACACAGAAGCAGACACAUCUGCAGUCUUCCACAAGCAAAGUCAUAUCAGAGAAUGUAACUCCAGUCCAGCAAAUAAAGAGACUAGUUGAUACAUCUUCUGGCUUAGUGCCAGGGACACAGUCUUUUGUUUCAGAAUCUCUGUCACUAACAGAGCAUAAAAGGAGUGAAAAACAUGUUUCUGUAAAAAUUGAUCGUUCAUCUUCACCAUCAUUUCAGAAAGUUUCCUUGGAGGAAACAAAAACAACUACUGCACCUGUAGAAACCCCUAUUUCUGUCACAGUAGUAGAUGGAAAAUCAGAUCAACAUGUACCUGGAACCACUCAUGAGUAUACAGUGCCCAUUACUCUUGAAGAAAAAUCACGUGUUCCUCCUGCAACUAUCCCAGAAAAGAAAGGGGGUGCCUUUGCUUGUGCUGAGGAUAAGCCAAAGUCCACCCUUGAAAAAGUCACUGAGGAGCCUGUGAAACCUCAGCCAACAAAAAAGUCUGAACCAGAAAAAUUUAUGGGAACUGAGACAACUGUUUCUUCAACCGAGAUAGAAAAAUCUGUAAGUGUGACUGAAACUGCUUUGACUGAGAAGAAAACAGAAGAAACAGGCAUAGAAGAUGCUCCUAUAAGCAAGAAAAGUGCAUUUGACUUUUUUGUUGCCAAACUGAAGGACAAUGAAGAACAGCCUAUAAAACCAAAACAGCCAGCAAAAGAGGAUGAACUACCAACAAGGGGUACUGUAAAGGAUGCAGUAAAAUCAUUUUCUGUCUUAGAGAAGAAAGAGGAGGCCUAUUCUGUUCCAAUUAAGGAAGUGACUGAUAAGCAGAAGUUCACAGAAAGUCAGAUUCAGCAUAUAGAACUGCCAACAUCAACAUACGAGUCACUAAAAAAAUCCCAAUUUCAAUCGGAGAAGGUGGUAAGCUCUACAUUUUCUGUGAAACAUAUUACAUCAUCUGAUAGUUUUGAUCUAAUACCUGAGCCACCACCUGAAAUAGGAUACAUCCCGAAGACAGAGACAUCUAAAAAAGCAAAAGAAGAUGUGACAACAAGAGUAAGGAAGUUGGAAGAAGGCCACAGAAUCCUUUCUGAUGUAGAGAUCCCAGCAGGUGGUGUAAAAAUAUUCCCAACCCCAAGUAAAGAGAGUGAGAGGAAAGAACAAGAAAUUCAAGGCACAAAGCCGGCACCUUCAUGGCCACCAGCUGAACAUGAAAAGAUUACUAGCGACCAGAAGAAAUCUACCAUCAAGGAAGUUCAGGAAGAGGUCUGUGUUCAGAAAAAAGUUGUCAAGCCAGGUCUUGUGGAUUCAUCUCAGCCGUCCAGAAAGCAGGAGCCAAAGAAGGAAAUACCCAGUUCACAACCUCAUGUUACUAUUUCACCAUGGAUAUCGAGAAAAACAUCAGAGCUCCCACAGUCUGAGGUUGUGCCAUCUGCUCACUUGUCUUCUGUUCCAAAAUAUGAAUCUUCCCUUACUAAAAUUUCAAGUUCCGAAAGUACACAGAAGAUAUCAUCAUUAAUAACAGAAAAUAUCCUACCAACUGCAAGGCCUGUGAGCCCAAAACCAUCGGCAGAAGGAAUUGCCAUGGAGAAGUUGUGGACACCACAUAAACAACCAGAGCCUGACACAAUUAUUAUCAGACCAUCCUCAGAUGGACCUCAUCUGGCUGAAAGAGCCACCUCACCCAAACCAUCAAUGGAAGGAUUAGCAAUGGACAAAUUAUGGGCCCACAAACAUCCUGAUGCAGCUCUAAAAAAGUCAUGGCCUCCACCACCAACCACAGAGGACAAACCUAUAAUUCCUUGGGUUUCGAAAGGUAGUACUGAGAAGCAAUGGCCUCCUCCACAAACUACUAUGGUUUCUGAAAAAGUGGAAACAAAAACUCAAAAAACAGAAUCAAGUGAGUGCAAAAUUAUAAGUUCAAAACAACCUGUUAUGACAGCACCAACCAAACAACAGCCUACAGAAGAUAUAGUUAAAACAACCACGGAUCUUUACACCAAAAGUGCAUUUCAGCCAGUUCAAACACCAGACUAUGUGAAACAUUAUAUUGCUGAGACAAAGGUUCACCACUCAUCAGCUAUGGAUAAAAGUGAAACUCAUGUAAGAGAUGUCACAAAAAUUGAUAUUAAAUCGGAACAGAAAGAAGAAAUGACUAAAUAUGCAACUGGGUUACAAUCUGAUACAAAAACACAGAAGGAACCCUCCCCACCAGUAGUCGAAGAAAACAUUCUGAAACCAUCUGAAGUAAAAAAAACUUGGCCCCCUGGUUUCAAAGAAGAUUUUGAAAUGAAAGCUCCUCCUAAAAGAAAAUCUGUACCAAACAAAGAAGUAUCAAGACCAACAUCGAUGCAUGACACUGCUGUUGAACCAUUACUCGAACCUGGACCUCCACCUGAAAUUGGAUUUGCCCGUCCACCUCCACUGGAAAGAAGACAGUCAUAUGUAGAAACAAUUGAAAAGGAUUUGGAAAAAGAUCUAGAAAAAGAACCUACUAGACAUCUUGCUGGUGCUGUGAGAACAAUUCCACCUCCACCUCAGAAAGAAAGAUCACUCCCUCCACAGUUACAUCCAAAACAAAAAGUAGAUGCACAACCAGAUACUUCAAAAAUUUCUAUAUUGUCUACAGACAAAUGUAAAUUUACUGCUGAGUCUAAAACGUUUGAGAGGUUUCCAGAUCUUGAACCAUUUCCAUUUAAACCUGAUGCACCAAAACCAAAACAAAAGCUUCCACCACCACCAAAACCUUCUAAAUUUGUGAAAGGUGAAUUUGGAGGAAGUGAUUAUGAGAGUGAUUUUGAGUCUACACACAUUCCCCCAAAAUGGCGCCCAUACGAGAGUGACACAGAGGAUAUUCAAUAUCGUAGGGUCAAGCCACCAGUGAUCUCAUCGCUCCCAAAGAGACCAAAGUCAACUGAACCUGAACCACCUCCUCCAUCAAAAUUUGAUAAACCACCACAAUUUCAAGGACCACCUAGACCUGAUGUAAAAGUUAUCAGGGACACAAAAAUAGAAAGUGUUAGCAAAACAGAAUCAAAAAUUGAAACUAAAAUUGAGAAACAAAGUAAAUUUUUUUCUGCAGAAACAAGAAAGAUUUCCCCUCCACCUCUGAGACAAGGAUCCCCACCAGUCUUUGUUCAAGCAGUUCCUCCUCCAGAACACCAAGAAAUGAAACCUACUGUUGAUUCCAAGAAACCUGAACAAAAACCUGACUCCCCAAAAUCAAAAACUAAAAUGAUACGCACAGAAUUCAGAGAGAGUGGGUACAUGGCUGACACAGAUGAGCCAAGGCAAUUGAAUCAAAUUUCUCAAAAGUCCAGUAGUAUGAAACAGGAAGAAUUCAGUAAAACAAGUAUUUCGCAAACAACUUUAAUAACAGAGAAAAUAUCAGUUCAGAACAAACAACUGUUGCAACAACAAAAACUUGUCUCUUCAGAAAAACCAAGUCAUCUAAGACAUCAUUCUUCUGUAAGAGCCCAUCACAGACAUUCAGAGCAUAAGGCUGAGAAGAAAACUACAACAGAUACAUCUUCCAAGCAAGAUAAGGAAAUAUCAUCUACGGUGGUCACGAAAGAGCUGCCUGGUCUUCAACAAGCAUCCAGAGAUGACAGAGAUUCAAGUUUGGAACCUUUUCCUUUCGAACCAGAGGCUCCUCGUACUGUGUCAAAGCGAGUUCCAAAAGCUCCUCCACCUCCAAGUCCUUCAAAGUUUGUUAAGGGUGAAUUCCGUGAAAGUGAUUACGAGAGUGACUAUGAGGGUAGAAUCCCUGCUAAGUGGCGUCCAGCUGAUUCUGAUGCCGAAGAACCCACGUAUCGUCCUGUCAGACCUAUACUAACCCCACGUGCCAGCUCUCGUGCCUCUGCAGGUGGGCGUACACCAACACCUCCAACUGAAUUUGAUAACCCUCCACAAACUGGGGGACCACCAAGACCAAAAUUUGAGCCUAUAGAAAAACUAAAUCAAUCUGUCAAAUCUGACAAAACUUCUAAGUCAUCAGAAAAAGUUCAAGUGAUAUUUAAACCAAAACCUGUGACACCCAAAACUGUGGCGCCAAUGGAAGUGAUUACUGCAACACCUGCUGUAAAAACUACUGAACGUGUUGUACUGGAACCAGGGUCCCCUCCUGAGAUAGGUUACAUUCCACCACCCAGAACUGGGCAAAAAGUGAGUAAGUCAAUCUUCCAGAAUGCAACUCAGACUGAAACUUCCAAGGUUAUGAACUUUGCCGAAGAGACAGAGACCAGUCGGCGUGUUAUGAGCUUGCAACAAACCACGAGAGUGAUAAAAUUUGGUGAAGAUGACAGAAAAAAGCCUGAACCUAAAUUAGAACCUUUCCCUUUCAGGCCAGAUCCAGACAGGCCCAGGCGUAGCAGUGCUCCUCCUCCCCCUAAACCUAAAAAGUUUUUUCCUGGUGAAUUUCGUGAAAGUGAUUAUGAAAGUGACUACGAGGGUCGCAUUAAACCAAAAUGGACACCAGCAAACAGUGAUACCGAUGAACCAAAGUAUCGUAGGGUUAGGCCUCCACAAGUGACACGAUCUGUGAGUGUCCCAAGUAAAUCAUUGACUCAAGUUCCAACACCAAUGGAAUUUGACACUCAGCAGCCAUAUAUUCCAUCACCAUCUGAGUCUCCGUGCUCAACACUGGAAAGACAGUCAAAAACUAGUGCACAAAAACUUCAGUUUGAAACAGAGCAAAGAAGAUUAAGGAGAGUGGAAGAAAUGAAAAAAAGAUUUAGUGUAACUCCACCAUCUACUACAACUGUAAAGAGGACAACCAGCCUCCAGGAUCUUGGUGUCAAGCCAGGAGAACCACCAGAAUAUGGCUUUAUUAGCCCAAGCACCGCUACCAAUAUUGCAUCAAAACACAUGAGUGAAAUGACAAGUACAUUUAAGUCCAGAACACAAAAGUUUGUGGACGAUAUCAUAACAGAUAUGAAAGUGACGAAACCAGACAAGUCUAUCCUGAAACCAGCUACGCCUGCUGUCACAAAUGGUGAUAAAGAGCCUCAGGCAUAUAGAGAAGAGUCCAGAGCAUCCCAGUAUGCAUCACCAGGGGGUUCUUGGUUAGGCAAAAGUCCACGUGGGCGUGGUAAUACGCCUACCCCACCCAGUACGCCAGGAAGCACACCAACACCAACACAACAGCACCAACUUAGACGACCGCCUGUGUUUAUAACACCACUGCGAGAUAUAGCUGUUGUAAGUGGACAGACAGCCCGUUUUGAAUGUAUUGUCCAAGCUGAGCCAGCACCUAAUAUCCUCUGGUCUAAGAAUGGGAGGAUAAUUGAAAAUUCUGAAGAUUACCAACUCCAUUACAGAAAUGGUGUAUGCCGUCUAACAAUCCCACAUGCAUUCCCAGAGGAUGCUGGGAGUUACUCAUGCACUGCCACUAAUAUGCUUGGAUCAUCUUGCACAACAGCAACUCUUCAGGUACCAGGUGAGAAACGAGGAAUUCGCAAGUAAAUCUGCUGCAAUGGGUGAUGGUAUUGGGCAAGCUUAUUUCUAUUAUUUCCAAGUAAAGUUAAAUAGUUUUUCUCUUUUGCCAAACUGCUAUAGUACACAAUGUUACAAGGACAACUAAAAAGUUUCUGAUGAUGUUUUGGCCAUAUGUACAAAGUUGAGCAAUGGAAAAAAACUGAUUUUGUUUGUAGUCGUGAUAAUUAGGCAUUUAUCUUCCUUCAGUGAAAUUAUUAUAUCCAAAAGAUGUCAUUUUAUACUAGUAACUCUUACUUGCUUCUUUAAUUCUUGCCAAAAUGAUGCUGCAUUUGUCAUGUAUGUUUGUGAUCUGAGCUUCCUUUAAAUGCAUUUUUGAUGUGGUGGCAAGUUCUGGGUAAUGGGUGCAUGUUGAUUUAUAGUGUUGCACGAGGUGAUGGUACUGCUGCUGAGCUUUGUUGCUGUGCUACAUUGUGUGGCAGGUUACAUUUAAUAUAUUAGUUCUUCUUUGUAAAUGAAAUAAUUUAUAAAUAAUGAAUGAAAAUGGUAACUGUUGUUGAAAUACUUGUAUGGUGCUUGACUUAUGUAAUUUGAACUUCUCUUUUUACUUUUCUGCUAUGUAGUGUUUGAAUUUCUGCACCUUUCUGUGUAGAAAAUUCAUGUUGUAAAUAAAAUUUUCAAGAAA
Molecule: messenger RNA, 14282 nt
Organism: Schistocerca cancellata (South American locust)
Lineage: Eukaryota; Metazoa; Arthropoda; Insecta; Orthoptera; Acrididae
Gene: zormin
Product: titin
Exons: 47
Coding region: 143-13627 (4494 amino acids)
Molecular function (GO): protein binding
Source: RefSeq, a predicted model, not a curated record